AUGGCGAUCAAAAAUGUUGAAGAGCUAGAGAAAAUCUUCUCCCGUCGCCUAUAUUUUACUGUCUUUUACGUGGAAUGUUCAAGACUUGAGUGGUUUGAUACAGAACCUUAUUAUCAUAUCUACAUGAGAAGAGAUCUUACUCAUUUCGUGGACAAUGAGACAAUAAAGGAUUCAAACGGGAAUCCCAUGUAUAAGAUUCCAAUUGAUAUCGAAGCGGUGAGAAGAUCACUCUACGAUCACCGUGAAAUUUUACGGCGAUUCAUGCAUCGGCCCCGCACCGAACAUGUCUCAAUGCAUUACCUUCUUGACACACUUGAGGAUCAAGCUAAGGAGCAAAUUCCGAUUGAUCAACUGUCUGUCUUUUGUCCGUCAUUUUCGAGAACCUGUUUCCGAUGCUCAUAUAAUGGAAAUAAAGAAGAAGAUGAAGAUAACAAUUUCUUGAUUUUGCAUCCGAGAACAUUGACUUCUUGCACAGUUGUGACACAUGAUUUGUUGAUUGAAAGAGUGAAUUAUACGCCUUAUUCGUUGAUCUAUUUGAAGGGUUACGUGAACGUGCAUUUCUCGGAACUCAAAGCUUUACUUGAGUCAAUGAUCUCUUUGUUCGACUUUGAACAUUACUCACACGAAAUCGAUGAGGUAAACACGGCAGAAAUGAGAGAAGAAUUCGAAGAGCUGAGGGGAUUUCAAAACUACAAAUCCACAAUGAAAGAGGUGAUAAAGAAAUUUUGGGAUAACAUGGACCUCAAAUUAGCUCCAUCAAUGCAAGAACUCGAAGCAAUUGAGGUUAUUGUCCCAGAGAUUUCUUUGUUUCCUGCUGAAUACUUG
This is a messenger RNA of Mesorhabditis belari, 825 nucleotides long. Lineage: Eukaryota; Metazoa; Nematoda; Chromadorea; Rhabditida; Rhabditidae. The record is from the annotation of a GenBank genome assembly.